Rhincodon typus (whale shark) is the source of this 6408-nucleotide messenger RNA. Its product is annotated as zinc finger protein 271-like. Gene Ontology annotation, molecular function: RNA polymerase II transcription regulatory region sequence-specific DNA binding; DNA-binding transcription factor activity, RNA polymerase II-specific. Bases 3459 to 4769 code for a protein of 436 amino acids. Lineage: Eukaryota; Metazoa; Chordata; Chondrichthyes; Orectolobiformes; Rhincodontidae. Gene Ontology annotation, biological process: regulation of transcription by RNA polymerase II. The record is from RefSeq and is a predicted model, not a curated record. Gene Ontology annotation, cellular component: nucleus. The transcript is spliced from 4 exons.
GCCAGGCAAUGACCAUCUUCAAUAAGAGACAAUCGAACCACUGCCCCUUGAUAUUCAAUGGUGUUACCAUCACUAAAUCCCUCACUAUCAUCAUCUUGGAGAUGAACAGUCACAAGAAGCUCAACUGGACUCACCAUGUCAAUACUGUUGCUACAAGAGCAGAAAAAUUGCACUGUACUACACCAGAGAAUACAUUGCGGAUAGACACUGCAGAUAGAUGCUGACCAUCACCCACGGAGCAACUACACAACUGUGGGAAGAUAUCCAGUCCCUUCACAGCAUUGCUCAACACAGAGAAGGUUGGGCAGUGAAACCAUCAUCCGGAAAUCACUUGAGUCAGAUGAGCUUUGAUACAUCAUCAGACCUGGAACUGGUCAGUGGUGUGGAGCCUUCCAUCAAAACUAAGAUUUCUGAACAUUCAGCUGUCAGUGAUUAGUCAGGGUGACGCUGGGAAGAAGUGUUGAGUAGCCUCCAUGCUGGGUGAGAGCUUCAAUCAAGCAUGAUUCAAUCAUGAUUCAUUUCUACAGGGGAGAGGCUAUUCAAGUAUAAGGAGGGCUCCACAGGCUCAUAAGAUCUCCCAACACAAAUUGCAUCUAUUGUAUGAUUGUUAACACACUGGAAGCUUCACGGAAAAGAUACUGUGCUCAUGUGAGGUGCAAAACCAAGACUUUGCCUGGUUAUUGAUGCUCAUAACUGACCAACAUAUUCAAUCUAGUGAGAAGCUACCCACAUGUAAGGUGUGCAACAAAGCAGUCUCAAAUUCAUCUACCCUCCUUGCGCACCAUCGCAUCCACACAGGGGAGAAAUCAUUCAUGCGCAAGGUUUGUGAGAAGGCUUUCAACAAUUCCUUUGAUCUCCUGAAGCACCAAUGCAUUCACACAGGGGAGAAACCAUUCACAUGAGAGGUGUGUGACAAAUCAUUCUCUGACUCAUUGAAACUCCACAAACACCAAUGCACUCGCUUGGGGGAGAAACCAUUCACAUGUGAAGCAUGCAAUAAACCAUUUUCAAAGUUAACAAACCUCCAUGCACACCAACGUAUUCACUCUGGGAGAAACCGUUCACAUGUGAAGUGUGUGAUAAAUCAUUCUCGAACUCAUCAACCCAGCGCAAACACCAAUGCAUUCACACAGGAGAAACCAUUUAGGUGUGAGGUGUGUGACCAAUCAUUCUCGGACUCAUCAAACUUCCGUACAUACUAACGCAUUCACACGGGAGAGGCAAUUCACAUGUGAACUGUGUAACAAAUCAUUCUCUGCAUACACAAUGGAUUCAUACAGGAGAGAAACCUUUCAGAUGUGGAUUUUGUCAGAGAGCUUUCACUAACUCCUCUGAUCUCCUGAAGUACCAACACAUUCACACAGGAGAAAAACCAUUCACUUGUGAGAUGUGCUACAAAUCAUUCUCUGAAUUAUCGAAUCACCGCAAACACCGACGUAUUCACACAGGAGAGAAAUCCUUCAUGUGCGAGGUGUGUGACAAAUCAUUCUCAGACUCAUCGACACUCCGUGUGCACCAUCGCCCUCACACUUGAGAAAAGCCUUUCCGCUGUAUGGUGUGUGAUAAGCUCUUCUCGGAUCAUCAACUCUCCGCCUACACCAACACACUCACACUGGGGAGAAACCAUUCACGUGCAAGGUCUGUGUUAAAUCAUUCUCAGAUCCAUCUACCCUCUGCACACAUCAAUGCUGUCACAUGGGGGAGAAACCAUCAAUAUACAAGGUGUGUGACAAAUCAUUCUCUAGGUCAUCAAAAUUCCUGCUGCACCAGAGGUUCGAAAUAGGGGAGUAACCCUUUGACAGUGAGGUUUGUGAUUAAGGUACCGUGAUGUCUUUCAAAAUCCCGGGCUUUCAGAGAAUUCAGCAAGAGGGCAACUUUUUUGUUGCUCUGGCAAAGUUUUCAUCCAGUCUUCAAUCUCCUGAAGCAUCAAUGGAUCCACAAAGGUGAAAAUCCCUUCACAUGUGUAAUAUGAGAGACAAAUCAUUCUCAAACUCACUGAACCUCUGUAUUUACCAAUGCAUUCAUACAGGAGUGAAACUAAUCAGUAAUGAGGUGUGUGAUAAGGCUUUGACAUAGUCAGUGUAUCUCCCAAUUGAAUAACAUACCCACAAAGGGGAGAAAUCCUAUAGUUCUGUAAUGAAGCCAUCAUAUAGUUGUCUAACAUUGUGGAAUAUCAAUAGACCCAUAGAGGAGGCAAACCCUUCCAGCGCCGGGAUUGUUUCAUAUAUUUCACCUGUCUCACAGGACACCGGCAUAUCCACGUGGACUUAGAACUGUGUCACCUGCUUCUGUCACACUGAGAGCUGUCUGUGUUGUUUACCGUCCAGUGCUCACACAGGGGCGUUGUCGUUCCAAAGCACUGUCUGUCUCAGCAGGGUCCAUCUCAAACCUCUCCCACCAACAGGCCAAUCAUUUCAAGGCAAUUUAACCUUUGACCUGAUCAUGAAACAUCAUCACCAAAUGAGGACAUCAAUAGAUAUAGAAGCUCCUGUUUGAGCACAGAUACCACUGUGUCUCUGUGAGGACCUUCUCAGCCACAGGUGAUUCAGAAGAAUGUGUGUUAGGAUUUUCUGUGUUGUGGACAAGAGUGAAAACUUCAAUACUGCAUGACUCAUCUUCCUUCUUGAAGAUUGGUACAAUUGUCACGUUCCUGAAAUCAGGACGUCAGAGGAAGUUCCUUUUCCUCCCAUCUGCAUAGGAUGGGUUCAUACAGUCUUGAAAUGAGGAAAAGUCCCCCAGCUUUAUAGCCUUCAGUUUGAGAACAACACCAAGGACUCUUCAUUACCAUCAUCAAUACAUCCAAAUGAUUUGACUCAACUAGGAGGAGUAUGCAGCAAGUCAGCAUCACUGUGAAGUUAAAGGAAUGAACUUCAAAGAAUGUGCAAAAAGUCAGAGUCACUGUGAAGUGGACUAGGGCAGCAGUGGCAGACAGAAACAGAUGCAGAGAACACCUGGAACCUGUUUCUGCCAGUCUAAGCCAAAAAGUGUUGUCACAAGAAAACAGAAGAAUGAUACCAAACUACACCAGAGAAUACAGUGAGGAUAGUGGAUGCAGAAAGAUCUUCAUCAUCACCCAAAGGACAUUCGCACAACUAUGGGAAGAUAUCCAGACCCUUCACAGCAUUGCUGAAUGCAGAGAAGGUGGUGCAGUGAAACCAUCAUCUUGAAGUUGGUCAGGUCAGGACAGCUUUGACAUAUCAUCAGAUCUGAAACUGGUCACUGGUGUGGAGCCUUCCAUCAGAACCGACCUUUCUGAAGGUUCGGCUGUGGGUGAGCGGUCUGGGUGAGGCUGGGAAAAGUGUGAGCGGCUCCAAGUGUGGUGAGAGCUUCAAUCAUUCAUCAAGCCUCAUGAAUCACUAAUUCCUACAGGUGAGACGCGGUUCAAAUAUCAGAUGUGUGAAGAGGGUGCUACACUUACCUAACUUGAAGAGUGUACCUGUGUGUGCAAGGUCACCUUCAUGGAACCAAAACGUUUCAAGUGUGAGGUUUGUGAUAAAGCAUUUGUGAAAUCUACCCACCCACUGGUACGGCAGAGAAUUCACACAGGGGAGAAACCAUUAAGGUGUCAGGUAUGUCAAGCAGCUUUCACCCAAUCUUCCAAUCCUGUGACACACCAGAAGACUCAUACAGGUGAAAAGCCAUUCACAUGCAAUGUUUGUGACAAAUCCUUCCUGCAAUCAUCAUAUCUCCGUGCACACCAACGUAGUCACACUGGGGAGAAACCGUUCAAGUGCAAGGUUUGUGAUAAAUCAUUCUCACUAUCUUCAACUCUCCACCGACACAAACGUACUCACACAGGGGAAAAACCGUUUGUGUGCAAGAUUUGUGACAAAUCAUUUUCGCAGUCAUCAACUCUUCACGCACACCAACGCACUCAUACCGGAGAAAGACCAUUCACAUGUAAUGUGUGUGACAAAUCGUUCACACAGUCAGGGAAUCUCCGCACACACCAACGCACUCACACAGGGGAGAGACUGUAUAGGUGUUUGGAGUGUGAUAAAUCAUUCCCUAACUCAUCGAGACUCCUGCUCCACCAGAGAAUUCACACAGGGGAGAAACCAUUCAGGUGUCAGAUAUGUCAGGCAGCUUUCACCCAAUCUUCCAAUCUCCUGACACACCAGAAGUUUCAUACAGGAGAAAAGCCAUUCACAUGCAAGGUUUGUGACAAAUCCUUUUUGCAAUCAUCAUAUCUCCGUGCACACCAACGUAGUCACACUGGGGAGAAACCAUUCAAGUGCAAGGUUUGUGAUAAAUCAUUUUCACUAUCUUCAACUCUCCACCGACACCAACGUACUCGCACACGGGACAAACUGUUUGUAUGCAAGAUUUGUGACAAAUCAUUUUCGCAGUCAUCAACUCUUCACGCACACCAACGCACUCAUACCGGAGAAAAACCAUUCACAUGUAAUGUGUGUGACAAAUCGUUCACGCAGUCAGGGAAUCUCCGCACACACCAACGCAUUCACACAGGGGAAAGACUAUAUAAAUGUUUGGAGUGUGACAAAUCAUUCCCUGACUCAUCAAGACUCCUGCUCCAUCAGAGAAUUCACACAGGGGAGAAACCAUUCAUAUGCAAGGUGUGUGAUAAAUCUUUCUCAAAGUCAUCGAACCUACGUGCACACCAACGUGUUCACACUGGGGAGAAGCCAUUUACAUGUGACGUAUGUGGCAAAUCAUUUUCGGAGUCAUCAAACCUCCAUAAACAUCGACGCCUUCACACAAGAAGCGCAAGCAAGGGAAGCAGAUGUAUGUCACCAAUAUGCUGUUGAGAGCUGCACGGUCUCUGAAGAAUGUUAAUGUUGAAACAGAAUGUGGGUCCUUCCAAACAUAACCAGCAACACCACAACAUGUGCCGGAAGUCAUCAAACCAGCGAAGACAUUGAAUAUGUCAGAACAGUGUCUUUCUCAGAUAAAAUAACAAGACAAUGAGUCACAACCCUUCAAAUGUUGCAGGAGGUUGUGAUGCCCAUUAAGGAAUACAUUUUUUACUGUAAGAGACUAUUGGACGAACAGAUGAGGUGAUUGUUCAAGAUGGCAUCUUGUACAAAGGCAACAGGGUCAUUAUCCCUAAAGAGAUGAGAAGAAAGAUGCUGAAGCACAUCCUACACAAACCAUCGAGGAAUUGGGUCUAAUGUGAGGAAAGUAAGAGAUAUACAUUACUGUCCAAACAUGAGCAAUGGAUGAAGGACCACAGUGCUUGUAUUGGACAUCAAACUAAAUGAGAUAAAGAGCUGCUCAUGACUAGUUACAUCCCAGACAGCCCAUGAAUGAAGUUUGGGGUACAGCUCUUCAAUCUCACUGGAAAUGAUUAUCUCAUCAGAUUUGACCACUUUUGAGACAUCAGGGAGUCAGAGCAGCUAAUGUCACCAAAUCUGAGUGAGAUCGUAGCAUGUCUGAAAGCAUACUUCAGUCAUCAUGACAUUGCUGACAUUGUGAUCAGUGGCAAUGAUCUCAAAUCACGAGUGAAGAUCAGACACCUUAGCAAUGCUUGGGAAAUUCAGCACCGCCUAUAUCUGCCAGUGAAGUCAAACGCUGAGGCAAUGUGUAAAUUGCCAAAGGGAUCACCCAAAAUAUCGAGUACAUCCAGCACAGAUGUGUACAACACAAUCUUAAAGUAGAGAUUUACAAUUACUAAAGGCACAGUUUUACAAUUAAUAAAAGCUCCUAAUGUUUUCGAAUCCAGUCACUGAGAGCAGACCACACUGAGGCUGCUCUUCUAAAUGAUAAAAAGCUACUGAGUCCGGAAGUAGUGACAACAAUGAGUGAGAAGAUGAAAGAGAACUGACAGAAAUUUAAUAACUUUAAUACCACUUCCAAUUAUUGUAGGAGUUGAGAAUUGGAGUGUCAUUCAGACAGUAUACAUUCAACAAAAGUCAGCUCCCUUGGCCACCUGGGAUCUGUAUACAGAAGUCGUCACCUCAAUCAGACACAGUGAAAAUGACUGAUCAGAUCUAUCAUCAGUACUGCAGUCAUCUACCUGCAACUUAAGAAGCUGCUCCUUCACAGCAGACAGAGACGGAAGAGGCAAAUCUGAUUUCAAAACCUAAGAAAGCAACUGAACAGCCAUCAGUCCGAACCAUUCUCUCACAAUGCAUCAGAUCAGCAGCAACAGCCAACACACCAGCAAUACUUGCCAUGGUAAUCAUAUUCCCCCGAGAAGCAAAGUCAUCUCAGGAACUAGGUGACAUGAAAUAUAUAGCCCUGCGACAACUUGUCGGUGUAAUAUUAGAAAAGCUGAAUGCUUUAAAGUUAUAUGGGUAAUACUGUGUGGGCAUGGAUGAAAUUGGAACAGACCAGAAAGAACCAACAGAUUUUUCUCCAUGUCUGAUAAUUUUCUUUGUAAAACAUAAAUUGAAACUGAUAGUGCAUGUAAUUUUUUUUCGACAUAAAACAGGGUGUUCUGAUAAA